UGAAAAUUACAACUAAACAAUGGGUGGCAAAAAAAAUAAGCAGAAAAAACGUGCAGCAGCGAAUCAAGCGAUGAAUCCGCCGCGAAAUGUUCGGCCCGGAACAUCUAGUCGUCCUACGCAAUCACGUUCAGAAGCUAGAUUACAAGUUCCAUUUUUCCCCAUACGGCCAGAACGACCAGUUCAAUUUCCAUUGCGCAAUCAACAAUUUAUGCAAAGUGUUCCUCGGCUAGUCUUUCCGCAUAGCCCGCAACGUGCCCAACUGCCGCUUAUACAAUUACAACGUCCGUAUCAACAAACUCUGAUGGUACAACGUCCGCAAUUCGUUUUACAACCAAGACCACAACCGCCAUUUGGUAGUCAUCCAAGCCAUAAUUUUACCUUUCUGCCGAAUCCUUUCCUAUAUCAUCAGUAUUAUCCGGAAUGCGUACGUUCAGACACUCAGGUAACGGACCAGGCGUCACGUCAAGAACAAGCUCAACGUCUACUUCGCGAAUAUGAGUCGCAACCAGCUUUGCAAAGUACCCCAAUGGCUGUUAGGACGGUACAAGACAAACUAUCUAGAUGUAAUAUUCGUGAAAUAACGAAUGAGGGGGAAGAGCUGCAAGUACAAUCGUUCGAAGAGCGACUGCCAGCUUAUUUAAGACAUUUGUUAGAGGUUAACUUUUAUUUUAUCUAUUAUACAGUGUGAUUUUAGCUGUCAC
Molecule: messenger RNA, 701 nt
Organism: Onthophagus taurus
Lineage: Eukaryota; Metazoa; Arthropoda; Insecta; Coleoptera; Scarabaeidae
Source: RefSeq, a predicted model, not a curated record